AUGGUUGAAGAGGCACUGUCUAACUUUGGUUUAUUUAUUGAUGAUGAAAAUAAAAUUCGUUUGAUCGAUCCUGAACGAGUGACUGACUCAGCUGAAUUACGUGAUGAAUGCAAAGAUUUUACUGAUAAUGUACUUGAAUUCAAGAAGAUCGUGGAUACAUUAAUUGAAAAAACUGAACAAUAUUCAAAACAAGUGGAAGCAGCAAGACUUAAAGCGAUGGGAGCGAAAAAUAUGUUGAAAUCCGCCGCUAAAUACCGUGAUUUUGAAAAACAACAAUUGCAAUCAUUAAUUAAAGAAAAAAUGGUCGAACUUGAACGACUUCGAACCGAAUAUGAAUCCUUACAAAAAACUGAGCGUGAACAAAGUGAAAAAAUGGAACAACUCUCAUUGAAAGCAGCAUAA
Messenger RNA from Rotaria socialis, 402 nucleotides. The record is from the annotation of a GenBank genome assembly. Lineage: Eukaryota; Metazoa; Rotifera; Eurotatoria; Philodinida; Philodinidae.